Meira miltonrushii is the source of this 1002-nucleotide messenger RNA. Its product is annotated as putative ERG25-C-4 methyl sterol oxidase. Bases 1 to 1002 code for a protein of 333 amino acids. The transcript is spliced from 2 exons. Lineage: Eukaryota; Fungi; Basidiomycota; Exobasidiomycetes; Exobasidiales; Brachybasidiaceae. Gene Ontology annotation, molecular function: iron ion binding; C-4 methylsterol oxidase activity. Gene Ontology annotation, biological process: ergosterol biosynthetic process. The record is from RefSeq and is a predicted model, not a curated record.
AUGGAGUAUCUGGCGCAUGCUGGUCAAUUCGCCAAUGCCACAAUGGCAGCCGCUUUUAGUCCUCAAGCACACCUUUAUGGUGCUGAUUUGUAUACCGGCACAGAUCCGAGCUCUCUCAACUUUCUCGAAAAAGCAUGGAUGAAUUGGUAUCUGUGGUGGGGUAACCCAGUCAUUGCCACUGGUGUGAUGAGUUUCUUAAUGCAUGAAAUCGUCUACUUUGGUCGUGCCAUUCCAUUCGUCAUUAUUGACUCAAUGCCUUCCAUGCGCAAAUACAAACUUCAAGAAGAUCGUGUGGCCACUCCUGAAUUACAAUGGAAAUGCACACGAGAUGUUUUGUUUGCCCAUUUCACUGUCGAAUUACCUCAAAUUUGGUCUUUCCACCCAAUCUGCGAAUUCUUUGAAAUGUCAACACACUCUGUUCCAUUCCCACAUUGGACAAAGAUGGCAUGGCAAAUCGGUUUGUUCUUCUUGUUCGAAGAUAUGUUCCACUAUUGGGCUCACAGAGCAUUGCAUUGGGGACCUCUUUACAAAAACAUUCACAAGAAACAUCAUGAAUUCUCUGCUCCUUUCGGUUUAGCAGCAGAAUACGCUCAUCCUUUGGAAGUUUUCAUCUUGGGUUCCGGAACGAUUGGUGGACCGUUCUUGUUGUGUUAUUUAACCCGUGAUUUACACAUCUUGACCGUUUACAUUUGGAUCACUUUGCGUCUUUUCCAAGCAAUUGAUGCACACAGCGGUUACGAUUUCCCAAUCUCAAUGCACAAUUGGAUUCCAUUCUGGGCAGGUGCUGAUCAUCAUGAUUAUCAUCAUCAAGCUUUCGUCGGAUGUUACUCAACCAGUUUCCGUUGGUGGGAUCAUGUGAUGGGAACCGAUUUGGGUUACAAACGUCAUCGUUCUCGUCAAGCCGAUCAAAAGGCUGAAGUUAAAGCACAAGGUCUUGAGUGGCCCAACAAGGCACCUACCAAGACAUCUACCGGACAGCCUCUCAAGACGAAGGUGCAAUAA